AUGAUCGAGACCCUUAUCAGCAUAGUGUUCUGCCUGUCUAGCGCCAUCACUGUGUUGAUUUUGUUACUCCCUUCGCAAUAUCAGCCAAAACAAGCAGGACCUCCUCUAAGGUCCCCUGAGACAAAAAGUCGCAAGGCAUAUGUUCAAAUCCUUGUUCUUGGCGAUAUUGGCCGAAGCCCGCGCAUGCAGUAUCAUGCAUUGAGUAUUGCGAAACAUGGCGGGGAAGUGGUAAUUAUUGGGUAUAAUGAAUCUGAUCCUCACCCUGAUAUCAUGUCAAACCCCAACAUCUCGAUUGUUCCGCUUCGCCCGCACCCCGCUUUCCUACAUACUAGUAACAAGCUGCUGUUUACAAUUUAUGGCCCCUUAAAGGUGUUAUUCCAGAUUGCUUGUCUCUGGAAGUCCCUUGCAUAUACUACAAAGCCGUCCCAGUGGCUUUUGGUUCAGUACUGA
Molecule: messenger RNA, 450 nt
Organism: Penicillium vulpinum
Lineage: Eukaryota; Fungi; Ascomycota; Eurotiomycetes; Eurotiales; Aspergillaceae
Exons: 3
Coding region: 1-450 (149 amino acids)
Cellular component (GO): endoplasmic reticulum
Molecular function (GO): mannosyltransferase activity
Source: RefSeq, a predicted model, not a curated record